Messenger RNA from Neoarius graeffei (lesser salmon catfish), 1588 nucleotides. RefSeq names its product alcohol dehydrogenase class-3-like. Gene Ontology annotation, biological process: formaldehyde catabolic process. The record is from RefSeq and is a predicted model, not a curated record. Lineage: Eukaryota; Metazoa; Chordata; Actinopteri; Siluriformes; Ariidae. Gene Ontology annotation, cellular component: cytosol. Gene Ontology annotation, molecular function: zinc ion binding; S-(hydroxymethyl)glutathione dehydrogenase [NAD(P)+] activity. The transcript is spliced from 11 exons. Bases 182 to 1294 code for a protein of 370 amino acids.
CAGGAAAAGCCCAUUCUGCAAGAGUUCCAGGACUAUAAAUAUGUACCACAACAACCCCGAGAACACAUUUCAACAGGCGCUUCAGCACACACUUCAGCACAAGUAAUGUUAUAUUGGGCAUCUCUGUAACUUCAAACGCUGCACUACUAAAAGACUAACUGAAUAUCUGAUUAUUGUUGAAAUGGGGACUGAGAAUAAGGUGAUCAGGUGUAAAGCGGCUGUGGUGUGGGAACCUGGAAAGUCUCUCGCUGUUGAAGAAGUGGAAGUUUCUCCACCUAAAGAACAUGAAGUGAGAAUUAAGAUAGUGGUGAGCAGUGUGUGUCACACAGACUGGUUAUAUUUGCGUGAUUGUGAGACAGGAGUGAAGACUCAGUCGUUUCCCCUCAUUGUGGGUCAUGAAGGUGCCGGGGUGGUGGAGAGUGUCGGCCCGGGGGUGACCACUGUGCAGCCAGGUGAUAAAGUGAUCAUUCUCUUCCUGUCUGAGUGCAGAGAGUGUGACUACUGUCUGAGCCAAAAGACAAACCACAGCUUAAUCAACCGUGAGAAGACUCAGCAGGGUGUGUUAGCUGAUGGUACGAGUCGUUUCACCUGUAAGGGUCAGCAGGUGUAUCAGUUUGAAGGUGUGAGCACUUUGUCUGAAUACACCGUUGUUCCUGAACACAAUGUCACAAGGAUUCACCGAGAUGCACCGCUGGAUAAAGUCUGUUUCCUCGGCUGUGGAAUCGCAGCACUAAACACGGGCAAAGUGGAGCAUGGUUCUGUCUGUGCCGUGUUCGGUUUGGGAGCCGUCGGUCUCGCCACGGUGAUGGGCUGUAAAUCUGCUGGAGCUGCCAGGAUCAUCGGCAUCGACAUCAACGCGGAGAAAUAUGAAGUUGCCAAGAGGUUCGGUGUCACUGACUUUGUGAACCCUAACGAUCACAGCAAACCCAUUCAGGAGGUGCUGAUGGAGAUGACGAGUGGAGGAGUGGACUACAGCUUCGAGUGUGUGGGGAACGUCACACUUAUGAGGGCAGCAUUUGAGAGCUGCAAGACUCCCUGUGGAACCUGUGUGGCUGUGGGAUGGACUGAAAACAACCUGAUCUUGCAGUCACCUGAGGACCGUGUGUAUGAACGAAUGUGUAAGGGACUUAUCUUUGGUGGAUUGAGGAGUGUGACUCUUGUAACCAAACUGGUGCACGACUACAUCUGUCUUUUGCUGGAUGAGGGGACAUACACGUCCUCUCUGGUGGAGAUUAAUCACGUCUUCAAACUGAUGACCAGUGGGGAAAGUGUUCGGUCGGUGAUAAAAAUGUGAGCCGUGAACCUCGAAUCUCAAUUCUUUAACCAUGAAGACAUAAUCAGUCACCAUGACAACUACAUCAAUCACCAUGACAACAGACUGAUUACUCAGUGGGCCUCAGAGCUGCUGGUCCUUCUGUAAAGUUUAAAGGAAACACCGUGAUGAAGACGGAAACUCAGGACAGAAGAUGUGUCUGUGUGUUUGUGUUCAUGUGUUAAUGCUGUGAUUUAUUAAAAAAAAUGAUAAUAAAACAUAAAGAAAUUGAAAUGUAGUCCAAAUACACCUUAUCAGCAACAGGAAGUGUAAUGU